CAGGUGCCCCAAAGCCCCCACCAUUUUUAAUGCUUUCAUAUUAUUCCUUCAAAUAGCUGUACCAUAAUUUUCCUAGCCAAUUCUCUACCACUGGAUAUUUAGAUAGUUUCUAGUUUUCUGUUGUUAUGAACAACACUGUACCACCCAUCCUGGUAUACAUAUUUUUGUCCACAUAUCUGUUUCUUUAGGAUGCAUUCCUAAAAAUGGAAUUGCUAGGUCAUAAGAGUAAGCACAUUUUAAGACUUCUCAUACACACAAGACGGCACUGCCAAUUUACCCUCCAGGGCUACUGCCUGGUCUUUUUUGAAAGACCUAAGUAAGGAAAAUCUGGUCCAUUUUAUCUUUGACUAGGUAGCACCGACUAAUCAACCACAAGCUUUAGCCUUUGGCCCGAAUUACAGCAAUUCGACCACCACGUUGGUUAUUGACAUUUGCUGACCAGGAGCUAAUUGGUUGUCAGGUUUUGGAUCUGUAUGAAAGGAGAAAACAAGUUAGUAACUUAAAACCUAUCAACUUUUGUCCGAGGGGGGCAAAAUAUUCAAUCCUUGUGACCCAUGAGGUUUCCUAGUAGUGAAAAGCACUGGGGACGACUGUGCCCUAGUGUCUGGCACAGGCCCAGGGCAAUAUGUACCAUAACUAUUGUCCCCUACCUUAUUUUACUGAUGGGACACUGAGGCCCUGCCGGUGUCCUACCUCAAGGUCCAGACUGCUGCCUCAACUUCGCAUAACUCAGAGGAGGGCCACCUACCUGCCCCACCCGACGCUGCCGGAGCCGGCUUCGCGCGCCUACAGCGCCGCCCUGGCGGUAGGGCGAGGCCGUAAUGGCAGAGACUGGAUGCGGUUCGGUGGCCCCCGCUGGUGCUCUGUCCUGUGCGGAGCCUCCCGACGCCAGGGGGCGCAUUCUUCUCCUCGGCCCUGCCCAGGGAGCCGUUGGAAUUUGAAUCACCGGCGGGCUGAGGCCGGAAGCAUUGACCCCUAGCCAGGCAUGGAGAGGCCGGGAGCCAGUGCUCGGUGCCCCGUGCAAGAGCAGCGUGCCCGUUGGGAGCGGAAACGCGCCUGCACUGCCCGGGAGCUGCUGGAGACCGAACGGCGCUACCAGGAACAGCUGGGGCUGGUGGCCACGUACUUCGUGGGGAUUCUGAGAGCCAAGGGCACCCUGCGACCAGCGGAGCGCCAGGCCCUGUUUGGGCCCUGGGAGCUCAUUUACGGCGCCAGCCAAGAGCUGCUUCCCUACCUCGAAGGAGGGCACUGGGGACAGGGGCUGGAAGGCUUCUGCCCCCACCUGGAGCUCUACACCCAAUUUGCUGCCAAUGCAGAGAGGUCCCAGACCACCCUGCAGGAACAACUAAAGAAAAAUAAACGUUUCCGGAGGUUUGUGCGACUUCAGGAAGGCCGACCUGAGUUUGGAAGCCUGCAUCUUCAGGACCUGCUCCCUCUGCCUCUGCAGAGGCUCCAGCAGUAUGAAAAUCUUGUCAUGGCUUUGGCUGAAAACACAGGUCCCAACAGCCCUGACCACCAACAGCUCACACGGGCUGCCCGGCUGAUCAGUGAGACUGCUCAGAGAGUCCACAGCAUUGGUCAGAGACAGAAGAAUGACCAGCACCUCCGGCGUGUUCAGGCUUUGCUCAGUGGCCGCCAGGCAAAGGGGCUUACCUCAGGUCGCUGGUUCUUACGUCAGGGCUGGCUACUGGUAGUGCCUCCCCGUGGGGAGCCUCGGCCCCGAAUGUUCUUCCUCUUCUCGGAUGUGCUCCUCAUGGCCAAACCUCGACCCCCACUGCAUCUGCUGCAGAGUGGCACCUUUGCCUGCCGUGCCCUCUACCCCAUGGCCCAGUGUCAACUCCACAGGGUCUUUGGCCACUCAGGAGGCCCUUGUGGUGGACUGCUCAGCCUGUCCUUUCCCUGUGAGAAGCUACUGCUUAUGUCCACAGACCAGGAAGAGCUGUUGCGCUGGCACCACAGUCUGACUUUGGCCAUCAGCCAGAAGAGCUAGAGGAAUCUUACAAAUUCCAGAACCCAGGAUACUUGAGAGACAGAUCAGAGUCAGGAGUACAAAGAAAUCUUCAGUACUAACCAAAACACAGAACCCUUCAUGGUUUGAGAAGGGUCAUUUUGUGUUUGUUUGGGACCAACCAGCCUCUAAGAAUAAGGAAACAAAGUCCGACCCAGUUGAACCUCUGCUGAUACAGAUGAGGGGCUUUGGGACUGAUAAGCCCGGUGCUGUGUUUAUAGCUGGUCGUUCAUCAAGACUACAGCUUUGUAAAUGUGGAUGUUUUUAUGUUGUAUGCGUUUCUAUAAUUUAUUUUCCCAUUGGAUUUUAGUAAAGUGGUUUGUUUUUGUU
Felis catus (domestic cat) is the source of this 2338-nucleotide messenger RNA. RefSeq names its product Rho guanine nucleotide exchange factor 39 (gene ARHGEF39). NCBI's taxonomy places the organism in Eukaryota, Metazoa, Chordata, Mammalia, Carnivora, Felidae. The record is from RefSeq and is a predicted model, not a curated record. Gene Ontology annotation, biological process: positive regulation of cell migration. Gene Ontology annotation, cellular component: plasma membrane. The transcript has 9 exons. Gene Ontology annotation, molecular function: guanyl-nucleotide exchange factor activity. Bases 986 to 1990 code for a protein of 334 amino acids.